UGACAUUUCUCCUCCGACUCUGACAUUUCAGUUAUUUUUGUGUUUAUUUUUCCUAUAAAAGUAAAUUUUCUUCUUUUUAAUUUUAUUUUCACACCAAAACGAAAAAACUGCAAUAAAUUAACAAAAAGAAUCGUCCGCCAAGAAACUAAGAAAUGGAACUCGAUCCAGAUAUUGUCAAGGAAUUCGAAAACCUCCUCAUCCCGAAUGCAAAACCUACCCAAGAACAACUCGACAAUCCAAUCCCAGUACCAAAUAAAAAACUCCAUCCCACCUUCCAGACAAUUCCCAAAUUCUACUACAAACCACCCAACCCCUGCACAAACAACAUUCGCCAGAAUCUCCGCAAGGAAGCCCAUUCCCUCUUCCUCCAAAAACGCACCCAAGAACUCCUCGACAAUGAAGAACUAAAUACUCUCUGGGAAAUUCUCGAGAAAUGCAGUUCCCAAGUGACUCCCAUGGGCCAACAAUUAAUUGGCUACGAUGACUAUCUUAAAGUUCGCGAGUCUGUGAGUGCCAAAUGUCGCAAAUACCUCACUGCCACCCUAUUUGCCAAACUCCAGUCCUCCUCCGGCUAUCCGGCCAAAGUUGAGAUAACUUCCGUAUUCAAUUAUACGAUGCGAAAAGUUUGGCUGCAGCAAGGACGCAUCGGAUUGUCGGUGUACGAUUACAAUGGGCAGGGCUACCUGCGGGAAAUCGACAUGGAGAACUACAUCAUCGACAUCAUCCCCACGCUGUCGCAGCUAAAUGUCGUCGAGCAGUCGUUUCAUAGUUUCUACGUGUGCACGGUGGUGAAGAAGUUCUUCUUCUUCCUCGACCCGCUGCACACCGGCAAGAUCCGGAUUCGUGACAUUCUGGCAUCGGGAUUGUUGGCCGAAUUGCUGGAAUUACGCGACGACGACGCACCCAAAGAGAGCCAAGAGAUGAAUUGGUUCUCCGCCCCGUCAGCACUCACCGUCUAUGGCAAUUAUCUGAAUCUGGACAAGGAUCACAAUGGAAUGCUCAGUCGCAGUGAAUUGGCCGGUUAUGGGACGGGCACUUUUACCUCGGUCUUUCUGGACCGGGUGUUUGACGAGUGUCGGACAUUCGACGGCGAAAUGGACUACAAAACAUUUCUUGACUUUGUGCUGGCGCUGGACAAUCGCCACGAGCCACAAUCACUGCACUAUCUCUUUAGGAUUCUCGACGUCGAGCACAAAGGCUAUUUGACGACGUCGACUUUGCAUUACUUCUUCAAAGGCAUUCAGGAGCAAAUCCGUCCUGAGAAUGCACAGCCAGUUAGUUUCGAGGAUUUGAAAGAUGAAAUCUUUGACAUGGUCAAAUCAAAGGACCCCUACAAGAUAACUCUGCAGGAUUUGAUUAAUUGUGGACAAGCUGAAACGGUGGUGUCGAUCCUGAUUGAGUUCCACAAAUUCUGGGCCUAUGAAAAUCGAGAAGUGAUUGUCUUCGAGACUAAUCCCGAGGAUGGGGCGCAGAAUGUUUGAUUAUUACCUUAAGUUCUUUAGUUUAAGCACCAUUCCAUGAUGUGUGGACAGUAUUUAGAUUGUUUUUGUAUCUAAGUUUAAGCAUUUAAGGUUUACAGUCAUUAAAACUCAUGAAUCAUGUUUUUCUUCUAAA
Eupeodes corollae is the source of this 1614-nucleotide messenger RNA. Its product is annotated as serine/threonine-protein phosphatase 2A regulatory subunit B'' subunit gamma. NCBI's taxonomy places the organism in Eukaryota, Metazoa, Arthropoda, Insecta, Diptera, Syrphidae. Gene Ontology annotation, cellular component: spindle; centrosome. The transcript has 2 exons. The coding region runs from base 153 to 1481 and encodes 442 amino acids. Gene Ontology annotation, biological process: regulation of dephosphorylation; microtubule cytoskeleton organization; B cell homeostasis. The record is from RefSeq and is a predicted model, not a curated record.